Tinamus guttatus (white-throated tinamou) is the source of this 1457-nucleotide messenger RNA. It is a transcript of the gene RALYL, whose product is annotated as RALY RNA binding protein like. Gene Ontology annotation, molecular function: RNA binding. NCBI's taxonomy places the organism in Eukaryota, Metazoa, Chordata, Aves, Tinamiformes, Tinamidae. Gene Ontology annotation, cellular component: nucleus. The record is from RefSeq and is a predicted model, not a curated record.
UCAGUGAGCAACUGUCUCACGGCAAAGCCGAAGCCUGAGCAGAAGCCUCUUUUGUCUCUGUGUUCAAGCAGUUGCUUCUUAGAAAGUGGAAUUUCUUCAGAAUGACCAUGUACAAGAGCAAACGCAGAAACCAAAGAUAUAUCAACAUGGCAGGAGAACCAAAACCAUACAGACCAAAACCUGGCAACAAGCGACCGCUAUCAGCACUUUACAGACUUGAAUCAAAAGAACCUUUCCUGUCUGUUGGUGGCUAUGUCUUUGAUUAUGAUUACUACAGGGAUGAUUUCUACAAUCGAUUGUUUGAUUACCAUGGCCGUGUCCCCCCACCACCCCGUGCAGUGAUACCACUGAAGCGUCCUCGUGUGGCUGUGACAACAACCCGCAGAGGCAAAGGGGUAUUUUCCAUGAAAGGAGCAUCACGAUCCACAUCAAGCGGGGCUUCCUCCUCAGGAUCCAAAUCACCCACAUGUCUUCCCUUGCCCCUUAUGUGGAGUGAAACUGUCCUUGCGAGCAUCUCUGGAAGAGGAAGAGAAAGAUCAGUGAAAUCAGAUGAGUUGCAAACAAUCAAGAAGGAAUUAACCCAAAUCAAAACAAAAAUUGACUCCUUGCUAGGGAGACUGGAAAAGAUUGAAAAACAGCAAAAAGCUGAGGCAGAAGCUCAAAAGAAACAAAUGGAAGAUAAUGCUGAUUUGAUUCAAGAGGAAUGCAUAUCAGAGAAUGCAGAUAACUCUACAGAAGAUCCAAUUGAAGGAGGGCCAGAUGCAGAUGGGGAUGGAGAAGAGAUGACUGAUGGGAUAGAGGAGGAUUUUGAGGAGGAUGGCAGCAAUGAGCUGUUUCUACAGAUCAAGUGAUGAGUUGCCAUGUGUGAAUCUCCUGGAGGCUGAGAAGAGAAACUUCCCCACACAAAAUCGUGAACUGCGGUUUCUUAUGGCGAGCAACACCUUUGACUCAAUUUGUAUGAAAACUCAAUGUACUUAUUAAAAUGGACGUUACCGUUCAAAAAUUAGAAUUUCCAUUUCUUAUAUGUUCUAAGCUGUACAAUUGUCAGAUUUUUAUGGUUUAGAUUGUAAAUGUGUUUUUUCCUCUGGCUAAUUAUUGGUAUUAUUUUUUUAAUUUUGAUGUCUUAAAGGCCAAUGUAUGUAUCAUAAUAAUAUGAAGGACAUAUUUAACAAGUGUGGGAAACACUGUAUACAAAUGUAUAUUUGUAAAAGCUAUUUUUAUGAUUAGCAUGUUUUACUGUUUUACCAUAUUUAAAGUCAGCUAAUAUUGCACUUCUUUGUUUACAGCUUAAUUCAAACAAGGUCAUUGUUAUGAUCAGUGUUACAGUUAAAUAUGUUGUGUGGUAUUUUCCAUUAUUUUAUUUAUUUUAUUCCUCAAUUAAAAUAAUUAUAUUUACAAAUAGGGAUAGCUGCUAAAGAAAUUAAAUUAUCAAAAUAUGAGAGCAAUUCCUGGCAAAC